Toxorhynchites rutilus septentrionalis is the source of this 819-nucleotide messenger RNA. RefSeq lists its product as uncharacterized. The transcript is spliced from 3 exons. Lineage: Eukaryota; Metazoa; Arthropoda; Insecta; Diptera; Culicidae. The record is from RefSeq and is a predicted model, not a curated record. Bases 289 to 639 code for a protein of 116 amino acids.
AAUUCAUUCGCACAUUUUCAGGGAGAGAACAUUUGCGAUUUGGAGGUAAACAACAGCAGCAUUUAGUAUCGGAAUUCGCCGCGUUAUGUAGGGUUUGUAGCUAGCUCUGCAUGCUCUCCAUUUGGACUGUGCCAAGUUAGUGCGGUUGGUUUAAUGGUUUUCUCUAGACACAAUUGAGUCGAUGGCGUCAUAGUGACGCUGCUGGGUCGUUCUGAUCACUGGAGCGCACUUCGGCAGUUUAUCAAUAGUGUUCGAGGAAGUGCUGAUAACCAGUUGAAGGAAAGCAAAAUGGAUCUAAAUUUCAAGUGUCCCCUCUGUGACACCUACUUCUCUACGCAGGAUGACCUCAAGGAACAUGUGAAGGCCAGUCAUACUUCCUAUUACUACGAUACCUACCUAGCGCCUCCGCUGCUUAUUUAUCCCAGCGAAACCGCGGUGCUUACAACGGGAGCAACGGACACUGUUAUCACCACUGAACCGAUCGUAACAGAGGAAGUUACUGUUGAGCCGGUGGUUGUUGAGGAUGAUGGAUGUUGCGAGUGCGAUUGUUGCUGUUGCUCAGAUGGAAAUGGUGUGUCUGAUGGCGGCGCGGAUUGUGACUGUGACUGUGACUGUUGUGGAGAUUGUGUUAUAAUGUAGGUCAGGAUAAGUGCCAAUUCCAGAUACUAUCGAAAUAGUGUACAUGCUCCGAAACAGUGCUCCCGCAAAUGUUCAUGCUUUUAAUCGCCACGUGCAUUGAUAUUGCUGCACACAUGGUGUUUUGAUAAAUUUUUAUGGAAUGUUAAUGUAUAUAAUAAAGUUUCUGUGAAUGUUCUUGGU